AUGGAAAAGUUUCAAAAAUUUGUCAAGGAUACUAAAGUUAAGUUCUCCAAGCUCAAGAAUUCCUUUGUAAUUGAAUCACGAAUAAGAUUUGAUGAAUUUUUCGCUACUUCAUUUUGGUUGUUGAAUGCUAUUGGCUAUGAUUUUCGCAAGUUUAAGGAUGCAACUACGAAGAGUGAAAAGAUUAAUAUUGCCUUGCAUAAUGCUCAUUACUGGUUUGGCAAUAUCAUCAUUGUACUUUUGGUGAUCUUUUCAGAACUUGAGUUAUGGUGUGGACCUACAACCAACUUAUCAAAACGUCUUUUUGGAACUGCACUUCUAAUGACUUACUUCAUCAACCAGUAUAGGAUUCUAUCAUUUUGGUACAAUAAGUCUAAACUCAUGGAUAUUUUGACCAAGUUGAAGAAAUCAUAUCCAAAAUCUUAUCCGUCUGCAUUAGCAAUCUGUGGAGCAUUCAAGAUCGUUCAGGCAAUAUUUGUUGGGGUUAACAGUGUGAUGGCUUCUGUAACUUUGAUACCUGUUCUAAGGUGGCUCAUUACUGGAGACCGAACAUUCAUUGUUCCAUUCCCAAACUACUUUACAUACGAUUUUAUCUAUCCAUUCGUCUUAAUUUGGAGCAAUUAUGUCGGAAUAUAUGGAAUAUACCUAAUUACAUCAAUAAUGUUGAUGACAUCAAUCCUAAUUACCACCAUCUCUGUUGAAUUCUAUUCGUUGAGUGAUAAAAUCAAAAACUUGAAAGACAUGACUGAGGAUGAAAUUGAAUUAGAACUCCCAAAGUUGAUUGAGAAUCACCAGAAGACAUUCCAGCUAGUUCAUGAUUUAAAAGAUAUUUUUUCAGAGACAUUUUUCUUCCGCUUCAUUGUUAGCGCCUCGCUUAUCGGACUGAACUUGUUUCAACUUCAAACAACUGAAAAUGUUUUUGAAAACUCAAUUUUCCUCAUUUAUACAUGCUUUGAGAUUGGUCAAGUGUUUCUUCAGUGCUAUUUUGGUCAGUUCUUGAUUGACGCUAGUGAAAAAAUUGCCGAUGAAGUUUACAAUUGUGGCUGGGAAAAUUGGCAAAGGAUAAGUUUGAAGAAGAAAUUGGUAAAUGUUUUGCAACGCGCUCAAAAACCAGCAGUUCUUACCAUCUGGAAAUUCGGUGUUAUUUCUAUGAGACAAUUCACAUGGGUAUGGCUUAAAAAUUGA
This is a messenger RNA of Chironomus riparius, 1182 nucleotides long. Lineage: Eukaryota; Metazoa; Arthropoda; Insecta; Diptera; Chironomidae. The record is from the annotation of a GenBank genome assembly.